Molecule: messenger RNA, 1585 nt
Organism: Seminavis robusta
Lineage: Eukaryota; Bacillariophyta; Bacillariophyceae; Naviculales; Naviculaceae
Source: the annotation of a GenBank genome assembly
CUUUUGGGAGACCUUGAUGGAUCUUUCUUUUGGCAGGCUCCACUUCCACACAACUUGUUUGUUCUUGUCGGAUACCAAACCAUCACCAUGAAGUACACUACCGCUCUUGUCACCGCCUUGAUGGCAGCUCCUGCCUUGGCGUUUGCUCCCAUUGCUCCCAACACCCGCUCUGCUAGUACUGCGUUGAAUGCCGAAAUUCGUCCCAAGACGGAAAAGUCGGAAGAACUCCGAUUCGGAUGGGAUGGUACCACCGCUCUGGGAGGUGCCGUCGAGAAUGCCGCCCCCGCACGCAUGUUGGAAGAUAUCCGUGCCGCCGGUGAAACCAUCCCCGAUGAGUGCGAAAUCUUUAAUGCCAAUCUCGAAAUGGAUGCAUCCGACUUGACAUUUGAAGAUGUCAUGGAACUCAUUGAUACCCACUACGAGUCGCAAUUGCUCGAAUUCAAAAAUGGUGACAUGCUCAACAAGCAGGGAGAAAACGAAGGAAGUGCCAAGAUCUUGUCCUAUGCGGCUCUGUCGAAUUUGGACAAGGAUCUUACUCUCAAGCUCUGGGGACAAUACUACAGAGACGUUGUGGCCAGCCCUGAUGGUGAUGACCAUCAAAACAUCCGCAACUUUAUGAAAACUGGUUGGGAGGGUGUUCCCUUUGAAAAUGGAAUUGCCCUCACCAGAAAGCAAGUCGGUGAAAAUGAAUGGGAUGCCUUUGCCGAGAGUUGGAUUCCAUAAGUUAGUUAGUUAGCGUGCAUAACGUUACUACUAGCCACCAACAAAUGUAGCAAAAGAAAAGUGGCUCGUAAGUCGAUUUGACACACACUAGCUAGUGGAUGGCCCAAACAACUCAUUUUCUCCUGUCUGCCGGCACAUUUUUCGUAUCGAUUGGACUACAUAUACUAUUGUCUUCUAGCCACUUCUACCUAGCUAGGUCCAUCUCCCCUCACCCUUUAUUUGUUUGUCCCCACAGCAUGUACUUCGUGCUCACACAGCACGGCGCGAUCCUAGUUUGCACAUCGGCUUUCUUCCUGUGUCAUGGCUUCGAACUCCUUCGGGUCUUGAUCUUUGACAAUUCUAGAGACAAAUUCUGCUCUCCUGUGACGCCUGUUUGUUGACAAACAGAGCUCCAGCGUUCCAUGCCCAGCCUCCACCUCCAAGCUUCUUACAUCCACAGAUUGGGUACAAUUGGUUGCUCCAUCCUGCGCCUUCUCUGCCAGCUAAGGGUGGUUCUGGAGCUACGCACCUGUAAACCAACUCCGCUGAAUUAGAGGAUUGCUGACUUGAUGAGAUCCGCCAGCAUUUUGAGCACCAUCAAAAUUGUCCCGACAAACGAGGAAGUGCUGCGGCAGGCAAUGCCCACUUCUUGCUGCCACCACAGCCUUUGACUGUCCGAAUUUCCUUUUGGAAUGCCUUGCCAAGACCCCUGAAAGUUAAUGCUUUGGCAUGGUCCAUGCUACCUGUGCUACCUGCUGGGUACUUAUCGGUGGGUUGAGGGGGCUGUGUUUGAUCUUGGCUGUUCAGACUUGGGCAAAAACAGUCUCCAAGCUUGCCCGGUACUGAGUACCGGUACUGAAAGCAAAGUCUGGCGAGUUGCAUG